AUGUCAAAUGUGGCAUCGGCAGCCAGCCUCACAGCAAGCUAUCGAAACUCUUCAACAGCAGCAGCGCCAGCAACGCCGCAAAUCACGCCAAGUCCUACGAAUGUUCUUAGCAAUGGCACCUGUAGCGCCGAGUGCUUGCUCUUGAUACCGUUUUGUGAAGACUGGUACUGGAGCAAGCUGUACGUCUCAACGACGUUGACGGCAGCAACCAAGUAUAUCGUCAUCAACAGAAAGACGAACACGACUUCGACAAAGAUCGUGUAUGCAGAUCUCCCGGACGGUUACACAUUGCCGCCGACGAAUGCCGAGGGUACGCAGGCAACAGUCACGACGUUUGGAGACCUGUCGACGACGAUCGCAUAUCCCACGCCGUACCUGAGCUGGGACUCUGGAUACUCCUGGUCCGGAACACUGCCUACUGUGGACGGGAGUAGCUCGUCUAUCUGUUCAACGGUGACGGGUAGUGUUUCAACAACCAAAACAUACACAGGUAGCUCGCAAACCCAAAUAAGAACGCACUAUUCGACCGAAACCUACAGCAACGGGUCAAUCGAUGUUUCUACCAGGUACGACUGGCAGUGGGUUCCGACGACAACAUAUGUCAGCUCCUUCGAGACGGGGUCAUAUGCCACGGUCCUGUACGGCGACACGUUCCAGCGCACCGUGCCACCGGUCGACUCUGCUGAUCCUUACGGCUUCCUAUAUACCUUGGUCGCAAACUACACUCUCCUCUGGCCCAAGUCGAUCGAGACAGAUGCGGCGUACCUCUCGUGCAGCACGCCGAAUUACCCUGCCCCUGCCGAGGCUCUGCAGACUGCGUCGUUCAUCACCGAGACCUCAACCUCAUUCGAAGACGGCGACGACGAGCCGACAACCGCAGCACCGCCACCAACCAGCUCCCCGGAUGAACCAGAGACCUCCCCAACACAGCCACCGGCGGAAACCAGCCCCACGGAAGGCACGAAGCAGCUGUCCCCCGCACCAACAGCCCAGCCUCCCCCCGCCGAAACCGCUGCUCCAAUUACCCAAAACCCAGAGACGACGAACGACAACGACGAUGACAACAACCCCCCUCCCCAGACCAUCGGCACCGUCCAACCCCCCGCCGAACAAAACUCGCCCACAACCGGCGCCGGACCUGCAGUGUCCGCAGUACAACCACCCGCCAGCAACCCCGUCGUCCCCCCGCCCUCAACCUUCCAAACCGUCGACAUCCCCACCACCGCCCCCGACGGCUCGCCCACCACCGCUCCGGGAAUCAUCAUCGGCGACCAGACGCAACCCAUCAUCUCGACCGUCAUCCCCGCCCCCUCGUCUCAGGCCGCUCCGCCACCACCAGGCGAGACGACCGCCGCUGCGGCACCGCCAGCAUCCUCGAUCCCCGCCAUCGUCGUCGGUUCGCAGACCAUCACGGCGGGUCAGACCGCGACGAUCGGCACCGUGCCCGUCGUCGUGCCUGUGCCCACGUCGACCGCUGGGCAGGAAGGAAGCCCAGAUGCACCAGCGACCUUGUCUGUCGUGCCUGUCGACCAGCAGCCGCCUGCCUCCGCCCCUCCUGCCGCCGUGACGCUUCCCAACGGCGCCACUGCCAUCGUAAACUCCGGAACGCAGGUGGUGGUCGGCGGCAGUCAGACGCUGCAGCCAGGCGCGAACACCAUCCCCGGCUCCGGCAGCGGCGGAGGCAGCAGCGCAGCAACCGUCAUCCUAACCACCGACGCCGCAGGCAACAGCGUCAUCGUCGCGGACGGCAGCACAGCCGCUCUUCCCACCGCCGCCGCUGCACCACCGGCCACUGCGGGCGGCGCCAUCGUCACGCUGCCAGGCGGCCAAACCGCCUCCGUCGACAGCGCGUCUCAGGUCGUCGUCGUCGGCGGGCAGACCCUCCAACCAGGAAUCAACACCAUCGCAGGCGACAGCACGGUCGUCCUAACCACCAACGCCGCCGGCGCCACCGUCAUCGUGGCCGACGGCAGUACGGCUGCUCUACCGACUGCCGGCCCUGCGGUGACGGCCGCGGGCGUGGGCGGAGCGGGAGGAAUCGUCACGCUGCCGGGCGGCCAGACGGCGUCGGUGAACGGCGCGUCGGAAAUCGUCGUCGUUGGCGGGGACGGGGUGACGACGACGCUGAGCGCGGGGGCGAACACGCUCCCCGGUAGCGCGGGGGAGGUAGUGACGCUGACGACGGAUGAGGCGGGGAACACGGUGCUCGUUGACGCUGGGGGAAGCGCGGUGACGGUGCCUGCUGGUGGUACGAAUGCGGGACCAGUGACGGCGGUUGCGACGUUGCCGGGUGGGCAGGAGGUCGUCGUCGUUGGCGGCGGUGCGGCGUCGGGCGAGGGGUACGUGGUUGAUGGGACGACGUUGACGGCUGGCACUAACGUGGUGGAUGGCUCGACGGUCGUGCUGACGACGGAUGCUGAUGGGCAGACGGUCGUCGUUGAAGGGAGUCGGACUGUGGCUCUGACGGGGACGGGAGAAGCGACGGGCGCCGCGUCGACGGGGUUGGGUGGGAUGAUUUUGAGUGGGUUGGGGGCGUCGGGAUCUGGAAAGAGCAGCACAAAGUCGGCGUCGGCGUCGGCGAGUGGUAGCAGCAGCAGCAGCAGUAGGAGCAGGAGCAGCAGCACCGAUGCCACGGCAACGUCGUCGGACGGCGCUGCUGCUUCGGCUUCUGAGUCGGCUGGUGCCGCCGCCGCCGGAGCUUUUGGAAAGGUCGGAGGAGGUGGCUGGGGCGUGCUCGUGCAGGGGGUGGGGCUCGUAAUGUGUUUGGUGUUCGGCGUGGUUCUGCUUUGA
Molecule: messenger RNA, 2790 nt
Organism: Lasiodiplodia theobromae
Lineage: Eukaryota; Fungi; Ascomycota; Dothideomycetes; Botryosphaeriales; Botryosphaeriaceae
Exons: 3
Coding region: 1-2790 (929 amino acids)
Source: RefSeq, a predicted model, not a curated record